CCGCCCUUGCCCCUGCUGCCGCUGCCGUCGCCGCCGCCGCCGCUGUCCGGACGUCUGCCGCCUUCCUCGGGGCCUGGUUUCAAUGUGAACUGUAUUAGCAGAAAAAAGUUCUUUGAAAAAUUAUUGACAAAGAAUCUACAUUUGAUUUCACUUGAACAGGAAGAAGAACCUUGCCAUCUGCUGAGCUAGGGCGAGGAUCCUCCUCCUAACCUGGGCUUCCUGUCAUGGAUGAAGAGACACAGCACAGCCUUGAAUGCAUCCAGGCCAAUCAAAUCUUUCCCAGGAAGCAAUUGAUUCGAGAGGAUGAGAAUCUUCAGGUUCCUUUCCUAGAACUUCACGGCGAGAGCACAGAGUUCGUGGGCCGGGCUGAGGAUGCUGUCAUCGCACUGUCUAAUUACAGGCUGCACAUCAAGUUCACGGAGUCUCUCGUUAACGUUCCAUUACAGCUUAUAGAGAGUGUUGAAUGCCGAGAUAUAUUUCAACUUCAUUUGACUUGCAAAGACUGCAAAGUUAUCAGGUGUCAGUUCUCAACCUUUGAGCAGUGUCAGGAGUGGCUCAAGAGACUGAACAAUGCGAUCCGGCCUCCUUCCAAGAUAGAAGAUCUCUUCUCGUUUGCAUACCAUGCUUGGUGCAUGGAGGUCUAUGCCAGUGAGAAGGAGCAGCAUGGGGAUCUGUGCCGACCAGGGGAGCACGUCACAGCAAGAUUUAAAAAUGAAGUGGAGCGGAUGGGUUUUGAUAUGAACAAUGCCUGGAGGAUCUCCAACAUCAAUGAGAAGUACAAGCUGUGUGGCAGCUACCCACAGGAGCUCAUUGUACCGGCCUGGAUUACCGACAAGGAGCUUGAGAGUGUUGCCAGCUUCAGGUCCUGGAAGCGCAUCCCUGCCGUCGUCUACAGGCACCAAAGUAACGGGGCGGUCAUUGCCCGCUGUGGGCAGCCCGAGGUCAGCUGGUGGGGCUGGCGGAACGCAGACGACGAGCACCUCGUGCAGUCCGUGGCCAAAGCCUGUGCCUCUGACUCCAGGUCAAGCAGCGGCAAGAUACUCAAUGGAAAUUGCACUAGGGAGUUCUCCAAUGGAGGUGACCUUUCGGACGUGGAAUUUGAUUCUUCCCUGUCAAAUGCUUCUGGAGCAGAGAGCUUAGCUAUCCAGCCUCAAAAGCUUUUAAUCCUGGAUGCGCGUUCCUAUGCGGCAGCUGUGGCUAACCGAGCCAAAGGGGGUGGCUGCGAAUGCCCAGAGUACUAUCCCAACUGCGAAGUGGUUUUCAUGGGGAUAAACAUUAAAUUAGGAAACUUUCAGUCCCUGAUCUUGCUCUGCCCCUGCCCUGGGGAUUGGCUUUCUGCUCUCGAGAGUACCAAGUGGCUGCAGCAUUUAUCGGUGCUGCUGAAGUCGGCCCUGCUGGUCGUCCACGCCGUGGACCGCGAUCAGCGGCCAGUGUUGGUGCAUUGCUCCGAUGGCUGGGACCGUACACCGCAGAUCGUGGCACUGUCCAAACUCCUGCUUGACCCCUACUAUCGAACCAUAGAGGGCUUCCAAGUGCUCGUAGAGAUGGAAUGGCUUGAUUUUGGCCAUAAGUUUGCCGAUCGCUGUGGCCAUGGGGAAAACUCGGAUGAUCUGAACGAACGUUGCCCCGUGUUUCUGCAGUGGCUGGACUGUGUCCACCAGCUCCAGAGGCAGUUCCCUUGCUCUUUUGAGUUCAAUGAAGCAUUCCUUGUCAAGUUGGUACAACACACCUACUCUUGCCUCUUUGGAACAUUCCUGUGCAACAAUGCGAAGGAGAGAGGAGAAAAACACACUCAGGAACGGACCUGCUCUGUCUGGUCUCUGCUUCGGGCAGCCAACAAGGCCUUCAAGAACCUGCUCUAUUCUUCUCAGUCAGAAACUGUGCUAUAUCCAGUGUGCCAUGUACGAAACCUAAUGCUCUGGAGUGCCGUGUACCUCCCGUGUCCCUCCCCUUCCACCCCGGCCGAUGACACCUGUGCUCCAUACCCAGUCCCCGGUGCCAGUCCUGAAGAUCAGCCUCUGAGUAGGCUACCAAAGACGCGGUCGUUUGACAACCUGACCACAGUCUGCGACAGCGGCGUACCCCCGACCAGCCGGCGCAGCAGUGACCCCAGCCUCAAUGAGCGGUGGCAGGAACAUCGGCGCUCCCUGGAGCUGAGCGGUCUGGGCGGCCCGGGCGAGGAGCCCUGUGACGGGGACACUUUGGGCAGACAGGCCAAGGCCUUGGGGGGGGCCGAGCUCUCAGUCGCCGCUGGGGUGGCAGAAGGGCAGAUGGAGAACAUCCUUCAGGAGGCCACUAAAGAGGACGGGGGUCUGGAGGAGACCCCCCUGCGGAGCAGCACCGAUGUGGUGGAGGCCAAAGAGGAGGCUCCCCUGAAUGAGAAGAGCCAGCAGGAGGACACUGAGCGCCCUGAAAAACCAGAGCCAGCUCUGGAGGACCUGACAGCUGCUCCAGGAAACAGUGCUCAUCCGCUUCUGGCGGGUUUUCCGGGAUACCCUGACGAACCCGAGCUGCCGAGUCAUGCCCAGGAUCCCCCUCAGAGCGACAGCCUGGAGGAGGCUUCUGUGGAAGAGCCAGGGAGCAGCUGUGUUCCCAGAGACAUGAGUGCGGACAGCCAUCAAGCCCCACUGUACCCUGAGGCUUCCUACGGCCCCUCCUUGUCCACAGUUAUCCCCUUGGGAGUGAGAACACCCACAGUGGAAAGUUCUGUGGAAGCCCUGACCGAAGUGGGGGCUAAAGUCGAUCAGCUCCCCCAAGGGGCUGGUCACAGACCUUGCCUCAUGGACAGUGGGGAUGAUGAACAUUCUCGAGCUGAUGGGGAGCGCCUGGUGGACAGGGCCAGGGCAGGAUCAAAAGUAGCCAGGACUUCAUACAGCCCAAUGCCUUCUUCCUGUGCCUUGCCCUUAGCCGAAUGUAAAGAGGAGAUUGUCUGUAACGGAGCCCGGGAGACAGAGAACAAGGCCACGGAGAAGCCCGGCGGGCCCACAGUGCCCCAGAGAUACCCCGCCCCGAAUGGACACUGUCUGGAGGGAGAGCGUGGUCGGGUCAAAGGGCCCUGGAGCCGCCGCAUGUCUGCCGCGAGCGGCGGCUCUGUCCAGAUCCCCUUGCGGAGCGUGCACCCCAAGUGGUCGCCGGGCCAGCCUGGCAGGCAGCUGGCGGCCGGCAGUCCGGAACAGCCCGCUCGCAGUCACCUGGACGAUGAUGGCAUGCCCGUCUACACAGACGCCAUCCAGCAGCGCUUGCGCCAGAUAGAAACAGGCCACCAGCAGGAAGUGGAGACCUUGAAGAAGCAGGUGCAGGAGCUCAGAAGCCGCCUGGAGAGUCAGUACCUGAACAGUUCCCUGCGCUUCAAUGGGGACUUUGGGGAUGAAGUGACCUCAAUCCCCGACUCGGAAAGCAAUGUGGAUCAGAGCUGCUUGUCUUGCUGCAGCACAGAGAUUUUCUCUGAAGCCAGCUGGGAGCAGGUGGAUAAACAGGACACAGAGAUGACCCGCUGGCUUCCCGACCACCUGGCUGCUCACUGCUACGGCUGCGACAGUGCCUUCUGGCUCGCCAGCAGGAAGCACCAUUGCAGGAACUGUGGGAAUGUUUUCUGCUCCAGCUGUUGCAACCAGAAGGUGCCGGUUCCCAGCCAGCAGCUAUUUGAGCCCAGUCGAGUCUGCAAGUCUUGCUAUAACAGCCUGCACCCCACGAGUUCCAGCCUUGACCUCGAACUGGACAAACCCAUCGCUGCCACUUCAAACUGAAGCUUCUGCCCGUCGGGGACGAGUGGGUCGGGGGCCGGGCCAGCUCCCCCCCUGGGUAGCCUCGCGCACACUGGGUACCCUGAGAAGGUCCUGUGGCCCACGCACUUUGGAGUGCGGGGCGGGGAUCCACCCGCCCCGAUGGACAGAACUCUAGGGCAUCUUGCUGGGGUGGAGGAUCUGUCCCCUCCCCCCUGCCUCUUCUGCCUCUCCUUCCUCUGGUUUGUGUUUGGGCUUUGGUUUUGCUAGAGAACUGGGAAGGCCCGGGAUCAGCCCCUGCUGCUCUUAGCUCCCCCGCUGUCAGUCUGUGCUGCAGAGGCACCUCGGGCCGGCAUCGGGAGAAGGGGGAGCCGAGGCCGGAACAGUCUGCAGAGCGCCCGUGCCCAUGCUUUCAAUCACUCCUCAUCCACCCCACAAGGUAGUGCUGUUUGGGGAAACCUUUGCUGCUAGAAGAAAUGGGGAGCUUGGCCCCGGGAGUCGUAAUGCCCUCUCCAUGCUUGCAGGGGGCCCCUGGGGCUGCUGGCAGGAGAGAAGGCCUAGCUUUCCCCUUUUGACUCCCUCGCCUGCAGACACAGCGAGGAUGCCUAGCGGGCGAGCAGCUUCAUCCGCUCCCCCCGGGGCUUGCUUUGUGGGGUCUCCUCGAUACUGGCCAAGCCCGCUCCCGGGCUUGUGGGAGCGGCACGAUCCGGCCGAGGGCGGUGGCUUCCCAGUGUCCACCUCCCCUCCCAGCAGGGAGCUGUCCCCUGGACUGCCCAUUCACAUGUGGCCCACACAGGGAAAUCUGGACUCAGGGUUCCAGAAGGCCCCAGCUUCCUUUCCUCUCCCCGGUACCCCCAGAAACAAUCAUGAUCUCCCCAUCAGGGUGAAAUCAGCCUCUGAAAGUACAAGCCUCCAAGAAAGGAAACCAAACUUCCCAUUCCCCUUUUCCUUUGUGAAUGGGCUGGGCUUGAGCUCUGCCAUCCACAGACGGAGGAGCCCUCCAGGGGUCUCCUGCCUGAUGCCAUUUUUGGCUUCUCAGUAACAGCAAAAUCCAUUGGGAGGAGCGGUCCUCAUAUCAGUAGGGAAACUGCCCGUGACUUGGCCAGGUGGUUUUGGGAGAGAAGGGACACGGGAAGCAGGAACAAAGGUGAAGAGAGGCUGAGCUUUGUGGGGGUGGUUUGUCUUGGUGUCCGUGUUUUGCACCCAUGGGUUCCUCUUCCCUCCAGGAAAGGAGCACCAUGCUUUCUUGGACUCAAAGCUGUAAACAGGUAACAGGGUAGAACUGUCUGGAGGAGCUCUGAGAUCAGGGCCUGUGCUGCCAGGGGCUCUGCCGGGGCCUCCGGAGGACUCUUCCCAGCCUUUAUCCCAGAAAAUGUCCAGGAGCCCCCACCCGAUCACCCGUGGGGCCUAUCUGUGGCGGGGGGGGGCCUCCGAGCCAGAACUAGGGACAGCGGGGGAGGUCGUCCGGGUCAGCCAGAGGCUACGAUACGGGUUUCUUGGGUCUGAUGUACAGUGUGAAUAAAUGCUUGCAGCUCGUAGGCCCUCCCCCUUGUUUUUGAUCAAUGAAGCACUUUUUUAUUAAUAUUAUUUUUCUUUGUAUGUAAAGGAGGAACCGUGACUCUCCAUAGCUGUACAUAUCACCCUUCUCUUACAGAGGGGACAGCGCUCCUCUGUUUCAUUUUUUUUUUUUUUUUUUUUUUUUGUCAAAGCAAGAAGUAAAUACUUUAGAAUUGUUAAAUAUAUAAAUAAAAGUGAAUAAAGUUUAGAGUUCCGCA
Molecule: messenger RNA, 5497 nt
Organism: Sarcophilus harrisii (Tasmanian devil)
Lineage: Eukaryota; Metazoa; Chordata; Mammalia; Dasyuromorphia; Dasyuridae
Gene: MTMR3
Product: myotubularin related protein 3
Exons: 21
Coding region: 225-3746 (1173 amino acids)
Biological process (GO): regulation of autophagy; dephosphorylation
Molecular function (GO): protein phosphatase binding; phosphatidylinositol-3,5-bisphosphate 3-phosphatase activity; metal ion binding
Source: RefSeq, a predicted model, not a curated record